This is a messenger RNA of Rotaria sp. Silwood2, 1389 nucleotides long. NCBI's taxonomy places the organism in Eukaryota, Metazoa, Rotifera, Eurotatoria, Philodinida, Philodinidae. The record is from the annotation of a GenBank genome assembly.
AUGGAUAAUCAAUCAUUAAUCGAUGAUAGUAGUGAUAUAUAUAUAAAAUCAACAAAAUCUACACGUAAUUGGACAAUACGUGAACUUGAAGAUCAUUUAAUAGAAUUACAACGUAAAAAAAUGAAUACAAGUGGAAUAAUAAGUAAAUUAUUAACAAAAUAUUGUACAGAAUGUUUGGAUAGUGAACGUACAAUGACAAUACCAGUACGAGAAUCUUAUAUGAAACGUAUAUCAGAAUUAGAAUCAAUUUAUUUUGAUAAAACAAAAACAACAGGCUUUCCAUCAUUAGGUGUUAUUGCUAUUUUAAUUGAUUAUUAUUCAAGAGUUGAACUUAAUCUUGAUAAAGUUAUUCAUUAUAUAAGUCUAUCAAAUGAUAUUGAUCCAAAAUUUAAAUUAGAUCCACAUAAAUGUGUUAGUGUUAUACGUUUACUUAUACGUAAAAAUUCGUUUAAUAAAGCAAUUGAAUUAAUGGAUUCAUUAGGAGGUUAUGAUGUUGUACCAAAUUAUAUGUAUCGUCGUGUACGAGAUUUAUUAUUAGAUGCAUAUUCAUUAACUAAUUUUAAACAAUUUCAAUAUCUUGUUAAUAAAUUAUUAAAAAAUAAAUAUGUUGAUCCAUCAUCAAUUGUACUUUCAUUAAUUGUACGAAAAUCUUAUCAAGAUCAUGGACCAUUACAUGCAUUUGAAACAAUUAAAACUAUACUUGUUCAAUGGAAUAAUCUUGUUGGAAUGUUUCCAAUAAUAAGAAAAUUACUUCGUGAUGAUUGUACAGAAGAACUUAAACAGGUAUUAAUCAAAAUUGGUAAAAUUCGUUCUCGUACAUAUGCAUAUGAACAAUUAGCAUUUGCUUUAAUUCAUGAACGUCGUUUAUCUGAAGCUUAUAAAGUUUGUCAAAAUAUAAGUCGUUCAACAUUUGAAGAACAUUGUCAAAGAUAUGUUCGAGAAUUAUUCUAUUUUCCAUCAGAUAAUCAAAAUCUUGAUGAUGAAUCAUCACCAAUAAAUAAUUCAAUAAGAAAUGAUAUCUAUGAAACUGAUUAUGUAUUUGAUACAAAUACAAUAUCUCUUAUUUAUUUUAUUGAUUAUUUUGAACAAUAUCCAUCACAUACACGACAUUUAUCAAUUGAUACAUUAUUCUAUAGUUUAUUUCGUGCAUAUGAAAAAACAAAUCGUUUAGAUGAAUUUACAAAAUUAAUGCGUGAAUAUUUAUCAAAAUAUGUUCAAUAUUUAUCAUCAAAAACAAAAGACGCAUUUAGUCAAGCUGGUAUAACAUUACCAAUAAAAUCAUUAUCAUCACCUAAACAAUCAAGAAAAACUAAUAGUCAUAAACAUGAACGUUUUUUACAAGAUCAUGAUUAUGAAGAAGAUUCUAAUUCACAAAAUAGUCUUUCCUAA